This is a messenger RNA of Carcharodon carcharias (great white shark), 13693 nucleotides long. RefSeq names its product dynein heavy chain 9, axonemal-like. The transcript has 69 exons. The record is from RefSeq and is a predicted model, not a curated record. Gene Ontology annotation, molecular function: ATP hydrolysis activity; dynein intermediate chain binding; dynein light intermediate chain binding. Lineage: Eukaryota; Metazoa; Chordata; Chondrichthyes; Lamniformes; Lamnidae. Gene Ontology annotation, biological process: microtubule-based movement. Gene Ontology annotation, cellular component: dynein complex. Bases 24 to 13412 code for a protein of 4462 amino acids.
CGCUGCAGGGAACCGGGAGAGGCAUGGAGCACGGCAGCUCUGAGCAGAGUUGGGACUUCCUGCGGGACCAUGUCCUGAAGACUCUGAAGCUGAGGAGCGAGCGCUGGCAGAAGUGCAUCGGCACCGAGGGGCACCGGCUCGUGAUCCAGGACUUUGUGGAGAGGAGCGAGCAGACGGUGCUGGUGCUGACCCUCAGCCCGGCCGGGGACUUGGUGCCCAGCCUGGACUUCCCAAACCUCAGCAAGAACAAAGCGGUUUUCUUCGUCAAAAGGCACAGAGGCAAACUCAGCGCCGACUGCAUGAAGAACAGCCUGGUGUUCGGAGACCUGGCUUACUGCCCUCUGGACCAGUUCGCAGCCCUGGUAGACGAGGUGGUUGUGCCGGUUUUAACCAACAGCAGGAAUCACAACAGUUGGCCGCAAGUUGUGUCCCAGGAUGUCAUGCGGCAUGUCCACAGCCUGAAGAGCAAUGUCAUUGUAGCCGUAGGUCAAGUGAAAGGCAAGACUCUGUUGCCUUUGCCAGUUGGAGCAGAGAGAGCUGCAGCUUUGUAUAAAUUGGGAAAAAAUGGUGAAAUCCUGGACAAAGCAGUUGUGCACACUAUUGAAUCUGUUAUAAUUGAUUGGAGCCACCAGAUCAGUGAGGUGCUAAACAGAGACUCCUCUGAACCUCUGCUCAAAGGCGACAAUCCCAAUCCGAAUGUGGAGCUGGAGUUCUGGAAAAACAGGUGCACCAACCUGGAAUGCAUUUGUGAUCAACUCAGGUCGAGAAAGGUGCAAUUGAUGGUGGAGCUGCUGGAGAGGAUGGAGAGCAGCUACUUCCCAGUGUUCAAAACCAUAUUCAGUGAUGUUGUUGCAGCUCUGACUGAGGCGAGGGAUAUCAAUCUGCACUUGAAGCCACUCCAGCGCUAUUUCGAGGACAUUGAGAAUGUGGAGUUUAAUGAGGUGAAACCCCUGAUUAGCUGCCUCAUGCACUUGGUGUGCCUGAUCUGGACUAGAUCCAAGUACUACAACACUCCGGCACGUAUCAUAGUCCUUCUGCAGGAGAGCUGCAACCUCCUCAUUCAGCAGUCUCGUGCUUAUCUCAACCCAGAAGACAUCCUGAAAGGUGAAGUAGAGGAAAGCUUGAGCAAGUUACGGGACUCUGUUGACACCCUGUGCCUUUUCAAGCAAGUUUUUGAGGAAAAAAGAGGAAAUCUGCAGAGGUACUCCAAGGAAGGUGAAAGCGUGAAAGAGUGGGACUUUAAUUCUCUCCUGAUCUUUGCCCGAAUGAAUGGCUACCUCAACAGACUUGAGCAGAUUGAGGAUUUCUUGGUGACAGCACAAGAUCUAUUUAAACUGGAAAAAAUUGAGUUUGGAGGGAUCCGCGGCAAGGGCUUGAGCCUGCAGGUGGUGAGAAUUUAUGAGGAAUUCCAGGAGAUUUAUAAAGCAUUUACAGAACAUACAUAUGACUGUUUGGAUCCUGUUAACCAGGAAUUUGCAAAAGACUUUUUGGUUUGGAAGCAGAAAGUCGAGGACGUAGACCGACGGCUGGCCACCGUUUUCUGUCAGGCUUCCGAAGAUACACCUGCCUUGGAACACGCCUUCAAGUUGCUGGAUAUGUUUGGCAGUCUCCUUGAGAGGCCUCUAAUAGCAGCUGAUGCGUCUGACAAAUACCCUCGCCUUAUUGUCAUGUACAGUAAGGAACUAGAUGAUGUUAAGCAAAUUUAUAACAGGCACAUGGACGAAGCAAUGGAAUUUGGACGCCCCACUGUGAACAAGAACAUGCCGGUUGUCGGGGGUGGGUUACGCUGGGCUAUGGAAUUAAGGGAACGGAUCCGUGUGCCAUUUAAUAACUUCAGAAAUAUCACACACUCAUGUUUGGACUCAUCUGAAGGUAAACAAAUGAUUCAGAAGUAUGAGGAGAUGAUGGAACUCUUGGAUCAGUACGAAGCAAGGCUGUAUUUAGAAUGGUCUGAGACUGUUGCUGAUAAGUCUCAGUUUAAUCUGACUCAACCUCUCCUCAAACGAGAUCCAGAAACAAAACUCAUCUCAGUGAACUUUGAUCCUCAGCUGGUCUCCGUCUUACGAGAGGUCAGAUACUUAGAGGCACAUCACACCGUAAAGAUUCCCGACACUGCAGCUGAAAUCUAUGCCUUGAAAGAAUCAUACCGACGAUAUGUGGCCAUCUUGGAGCUGACCACAAACUGGUACAACAAGGUCCUAAAAUCCAUCCUGGGGGUGGAAUUCCCUCUCAUAGAAGAGCAGGUGCAGCAGAUUGACUCCAAAAUAAAGGAGGCAGAAGAGUCAUUGAACUGGAAGAAUGAAGGGAUCUGGGAUUACAUCCAAACAGUCCGUGAUAUGGUUCAUGACUUGGAGUGCCGAGUACAGAAAGCUAAAGACAAUGUGGAUGCAAUGCUGAAUAUUAUGAAGACAUGGGUGUCUCCUGUUUUUGAAAGGAAGGAUGGGAAAAAGGAUGCCCUCCUCAAUCUGGAUGACAAAAAGGAAAGGCUUGAGAAACGUUACAGUUUUAUUCAACAAACGGGUGAAAAAAUCCACUCCUUGCUGAAGGAAAACCUGAGUCUGUUCCAAGCAGAUGAAACUUCGAAUGUCUGGAAGGCAUAUGUUGACUACAUUGAUGAAAUGGUCAUUGAUGGUUUCUUCAAUGCUAUCGAAUACUCUCUGAAUUACUUAGUAGAAAAUACUGAGCCUAAAGCCGGAUUUGCACCACUGUUUGAAGCCCAGUUAGACUUGGUCUCCCCAGACUUAGUCUUCCGUCCGUCUCUUGAGAUCGGCACCAAUGACAGCUUCUACGACAUGGUAGAUGGGCUGAUUAAUGAUGUCUUCAGAAUUUCAUCGCUGGUGCCCAGGUUGGCAGAGCACAGCAACUUUCCUCACUAUCAGGCUGAUAUGGAAGACAUGGCUGACCUGAUAGACAUGCGUCAACAACUGAUGGACAGCAUUCAACACGUCAUGGCAAAAUGCUGCAGUUAUCAAAACUCCUUUGACCAGUAUGCUUAUCUGUGGGUCGACGAUCGAAAGGAGUUUAUGCGUCAAUUCCUUCUCUAUGGGCACGUUCUCACUGCUGAAGAAAUUGAGGCACAUGCAGAAGAUGGUGUACCAGAAAGCCCCCCAACACUCGAGCAGUAUAAGGAACAGGUAGACUCUUAUGAGAAGAUCUAUGAUGAGGUGAAUCAUCUAGAGCCCAUCAACAUAUUUGAUGGCUGGAUGCGAAUUGAUGCCAGGCCAUUCAAGUCUGCCUUGUUGAAUAUCAUUAAGAAGUGGAGCCUUAUGUUCAAACAGCACCUGAUUGACCAUGUAACAAACAGUCUGACCGAUCUCAAAGCAUUUAUCAAAGCGGCAGAAGGAGGUUUGCGUCAGAAGGUUGAAGAAGGUGACUUCAAUGGCCUGAUUGGUGUAAUGGGCCACCUCAUGGCUGUGAAAGAGAGACAGGUUACAACGAAUGAGAUGUUUGAGCCUCUUAAACAGACAAUAGAGCUCCUGAAGACCUAUGAACAGGAAUUACCUGAAGAAGUUCAUCAACUGCUAGAGGAACUGCCAGAGAAGUGGAAUAACAUUAAGAAGCUAGCAAUAACAACGAAGCAGCAGGUGGCUCCUCUACAGGCCAAUGAAGUGACAAUCCUUCGCAAGAAAUGUGCAAGUUUUGAUGUGGAGCAACACAAGUUCCGAGAAAGGUUUCGCAAGGAAGCACCAUUCAGGUUCAACAGUACACAACCUUACCAGAUGUUGGAUGUUGUCCAUUGCCAGAUUAGCCAAAUGGAAGCCACCAUGGGCACCAAUAAUGAGUCUGCCAGUUUAUUUGAGGUUAAUGUACCAGACUACAAGCAACUGAAACAGUGCAGAAAGGAAGUAUGUCUUCUUAAAGAACUCUGGGAUAUGAUUUUUCUCGUGAAUUCAAGCGUGAAUGACUGGAAGACGACAAAGUGGAGGGAAAUCAAUGUUGAAAACAUGGAUAUGGAAUGUAAGAAGUUUGCUAAAGAUAUUCGUGCCUUGGAUAAGGAAGUAAGGGCAUGGGAUGCUUUUACUGGGUUGGACAACACAGUGAAGAAUAUUUUGACUUCCUUACGGGCUGUGGCGGAACUUCAGAACCCAGCUAUUCGGGACAGACAUUGGUAUCAACUAAUGCAGGCGACAAAUGUAACAUUCACAAUGGAUGAUCGCACAACUCUAGCUGACCUUUUGAAACUGAAUCUGCACAACUUUGAAGAUGAGGUUCGUGGAAUUGUUGACAAAGCGGUGAAGGAAAUGGGCAUGGAGAAGGUAUUGAAAGAACUGAACACAACCUGGAGCAGCAUGGAAUUUCAGUACGAAGGCCACUCACGCACUUCUGUUCCAUUGCUCAAAUCUGAUGAGGAGCUUAUUGAGACCCUGGAGGACAACCAAGUCCAGCUGCAGAACCUGAUGACUUCCAAGUACAUUGCCUUCUUUUUGGAAGAGGUAUCUAGCUGGCAGAAGAAGCUGUCUGUAGCUGACUCUGUCAUUUCAGUCUGGUUUGAGGUGCAACGCACAUGGUCACAUCUCGAAAGCAUCUUCAUUGGGUCUGAAGACAUUCGAUCUCAAUUGUCCGAGGAUUCCAAGCGCUUUGAUGGAAUCGAUGUAGAUUUUAAGGAGCUGGCUUGGGAUGCUGAACGAACUCCGAAUGUAGUGGAAGCUACUAACAAAGCAGGAUUGUGCGAAAAGCUUGAAGACAUCCAGGUCAGACUGGCUCUCUGUGAAAAAGCAUUGGCUGAAUACCUUGACACGAAAAGACUGGCAUUCCCCAGGUUUUAUUUCAUUUCCUCCGCUGAUUUGUUGGAUAUUCUGUCCAAUGGCACCAACCCUCAUCUGGUUCAGCGUCACUUGUCCAAACUAUUUGACAACAUGGCGAACAUGAAGUUCCGGACUGAGGCAGACAAUCAACCAACGAAAAUGGCCUUGGGGAUGUACAGCAAGGAGGAGGAGUAUGUGGACUUCAAAGAGUCAUGUGACUGCAGUGGACAGGUUGAGACCUGGCUGAAUCGAGUGCUUGAUUCCAUGAGAGACACAGUAAGACAUGAAAUGACUGAAGGUGUGGUGGCCUAUGAGGAGAAGCCAAGAGAUCAAUGGCUUUUUGAUUACCCAGCCCAGGUAGCGCUUACUUGCACCCAGAUUUGGUGGACUACAGAGGUUGGCAUUUCCUUUGCCAGACUGGAAGAAGGGUAUGAAAAUGCCAUGAAGGACUAUUAUAAAAAACAGGUGAACCAGCUGAACACGCUCAUUACCAUGCUCGUUGGCCAACUGUCAAAGGGCGACCGGCAGAAGAUCAUGACCAUCUGCACCAUUGAUGUCCAUGCCCGCGAUGUUGUUGCAAAGAUUAUUGCUCAAAAGGUUGAAAACUCUCAGGCAUUUGUCUGGCUCUCCCAGCUUCGCCAUCGCUGGGAUGAUGAAACUAAACACUGCUUUGCCAACAUUUGUGAUGCCCAGUUCUUGUAUUCCUAUGAAUAUUUGGGCAACACCCCUCGAUUGGUAAUUACACCACUGACAGACAGAUGUUACAUCACUUUGACCCAAUCUCUGCACCUGACGAUGAGUGGAGCCCCAGCUGGACCUGCAGGAACAGGGAAGACCGAAACCACAAAGGACUUAGGCCGAGCACUGGGAAUCAUGGUCUAUGUAUUCAACUGCUCUGAACAGAUGGAUUACAAGUCCUGUGGCAAUAUCUACAAAGGCUUGGCACAGACUGGCGCCUGGGGCUGUUUCGAUGAGUUCAACAGGAUUUGUGUUGAGGUGCUCUCUGUGGUAGCUGUGCAGGUGAAAUCCAUUCAGGAUGCAAUCCGAGACAAAAAGAAGCGCUUUAACUUCAUGGGCGAAGAGAUCAACCUGACUUUGUCCGUCGGGAUCUUUAUCACUAUGAACCCUGGUUAUGCAGGGCGUACAGAACUACCUGAGAACCUAAAAGCCUUGUUCAGACCCUGUGCUAUGGUGGUGCCAGACUUUGAGUUGAUCUGUGAAAUUAUGUUGGUCGCAGAAGGGUUCAUCGAAGCAAGGUUAUUAGCCAGGAAGUUCAUCACCCUGUACCAGCUUUGUAAAGAACUACUUUCAAAACAGGAUCACUAUGACUGGGGUCUUCGCGCAAUCAAAUCUGUACUGGUUGUAGCUGGUUCACUGAAGAGAGGUGACCCAGGCCGUCCAGAGGACCAAGUCCUGAUGCGAGCGCUUCGAGACUUCAACAUUCCAAAGAUCGUAACUGAUGACAUGCCGAUUUUCAUGGGCCUGAUUAGUGAUCUCUUCCCAGCGCUGGAUGUUCCCAGAAAGAGAGACCUUCAGUUUGAAGGCCGUGUAAAGCAGUCUAUCCUGGACCUAAAACUGCAGGCUGAGGACAAUUUUAUCUUGAAAGUUGUUCAGUUAGAAGAGAUGCUUGAAGUGAGACACUCUGUGUUUGUUGUGGGCAAUGCUGGAACUGGCAAAACUCAGGUCCUGAAAUCCUUAUACAAAACUUAUCAGAACAUGAAACGACGACCAGUCUGGGCUGAUCUUAAUCCCAAGGCUGUCACUAAUGAUGAACUCUUUGGAAUCAUCAACCAGGCAACCAGAGAGUGGAAGGAUGGGCUCUUCUCAUGUAUCAUGCGUGAGCUGGCAAACAUAACCCAUGAUGGUCCCAAGUGGAUUGUGCUGGAUGGUGACAUUGAUCCAAUGUGGAUUGAAUCUCUUAACACUGUGAUGGACGACAAUAAGGUUUUGACGUUGGCCAGUAACGAGCGGAUCCCCCUCAACCCCACCAUGAGACUUCUGUUUGAAAUUAGUCACCUACGAACAGCAACUCCAGCCACUGUCUCUAGAGCAGGGAUUUUAUACAUUAAUCCUGCUGACCUCGGCUGGAACCCCCCGGUUAGCAGCUGGAUCGACAAGCGAGAGGUCCAGUCUGAGAAAGCAAAUCUGACCAUCUUGUUUGAGAAAUACCUGCCUUUAUGCCUGGAUACCCUUAGGACAAGGUUUAAGAAGAUCAUCCCAGUCCCGGAGCAGAGCAUGGUCCAGAUGCUUUGCUAUUUACUGGAGUGUUUGUUGACAAAGGAAAACACCCCCCCAGACUGCCACAAGGAACUCUAUGAACUCUAUUUCGUCUUUGCAGCUACCUGGGCCUUUGGUGGUGCAAUGUUUCAGGACCAGCUUGUUGACUACAGAGUGGAGUUCAGUAAGUGGUGGACAUCAGAGUUUAAGACCAUCAAAUUCCCAUCGCAAGGUACAGUUUUUGACUAUUACAUCGACUCGGAGACAAAGAAAUUUGAGCCCUGGUCCAAGCUUAUUCCAAAAUUUGACCUUGAUCCUGACAUGCCUCUCCAGGCAUGCUUGGUGCAUACCGUAGAAACCAUUCGCAUCUCUUACUUCAUGGAAAGGCUGCUGGAUAGACGCAAGCCUGUCAUGCUUGUGGGGAAUGCUGGGACAGGUAAAUCUGUGCUGGUGGGUGAGAAACUUGGAUCGCUGGACCCUGAUGAGCACUUGGUGAAGAAUGUACCAUUUAACUACUACACUACAUCUGCCAUGCUACAAGCCAUACUGGAAAAGCCCCUUGAGAAGAAAGCUGGCAGGAAUUAUGGACCGCCUGGCACCAAGAGACUGAUAUACUUUAUUGAUGACAUGAACAUGCCUGAAGUCGACACGUAUGGCACUGUUCAGCCACAUACCCUCAUCAGGCAACAUCUGGAUUACAAUCACUGGUAUGACCGAACUAAGCUAUCACUCAAAGAGAUUCAUAAUGUGCAGUAUGUGUCCUGUAUGAAUCCCACAGCUGGCAGUUUCACCAUAAACCCUCGCCUGCAGCGUCACUUCUGUGUGUUUGCUCUGUCGUUUCCUGGCGUGGAUGCCCUUGCAACCAUCUACGGUACCAUUCUGGCUCAGCAUCUCAAGCUUGGCAACUUUGCAGGGGCAUUGCAGAAAUCCACGCAGCAGCUGAUCAGCCUGGCACUGGCCCUGCAUCAUAAAGUGGCUUCCACAUUUCUGCCAACGGCCAUCAAAUUCCAUUACAUCUUCAAUCUGCGGGACCUGUCCAACAUCUUUCAGGGUAUUCUCUUCACUACAACUGACUGUUUGAAAACUCCUCAGGACCUGGUCAAGCUAUAUCAGCACGAGUCUAAUCGCGUCUACAGGGAUAAGAUGGUGGAAGAUAAAGACUUUGGCAUCUUUGAUAACAUCCAGACUGAAUUGGUGAAAAAGUUCUUUGAUGACAUGCAGGAGACACUGGAGCAGACUAGAAUCAUGAACAUGUACUGCCACUUUGCUCAUGGUGUUGGGGAACCCAAGUACAUGCCUGUCCGGGACUGGGAGACCCUAAACAAAAUCCUGAUGGAAGCUUUAGAAAAUUACAAUGAACUGAAUGCUGCCAUGAGCUUGGUCCUUUUUGAGGAUGCCAUGAGCCACAUUUGCCGAAUUAACCGGAUUUUGGAGUCUCCCAGAGGAAACGCCUUGCUUGUUGGUGUUGGUGGGAGUGGUAAACAGAGUCUUACAAGGCUCGCGGCUUACAUCAGUUCAUUGGAGGUCUUCCAGAUCACUUUAAGAAAAGGCUAUGGCAUUCCUGACUUAAAGAUUGAUCUUGCUAACCUGUAUUUAAAUGCUGGAGUCAAGAAUGUGGGCACUGUAUUCCUAAUGACAGAUGCUCAGGUAGCUGAUGAAAAGUUUUUAGUACUCGUGAAUGACCUGCUGGCAUCAGGUGAAAUCCCUGACCUGUUAUCUGAUGAAGAAGUGGAAAAUGUCAUCAACAAUGUGCGGAAUGAGGUCAAAGGGCAGGGAUUGAUGGACACCAGGGAGAAUUGCUGGAAAUUCUUCAUAGAUCGUGUCAGGAGGCAACUAAAGGUCGCUUUGUGUUUCUCACCUGUCGGUAACAAGCUGCGCAUUCGCAGUAGGAAGUUCCCUGCUGUCGUGAACUGCACUGCAAUCAACUGGUUCCACGAGUGGCCCCAAGAGGCGUUGGAGUCUGUCAGCCUGCGCUUCUUACAGGAGACUGACAACGUUGAUCCUGCAAUAAAGGAAUCUGUCAGCAAGUUCAUGGCAUAUGUCCACGUUAGUGUCAAUGAGAAAUCCAAAUCCUACUUAGUUAAUGAGCGGCGUUACAAUUAUACUACACCCAAGUCAUUCCUUGAACAGAUCAAGUUGUAUCAGAGCCUGCUGGCUAAGAAGAGCAAAGAGCUUACUGCCAAGAUGGAGCGUUUGGAGAAUGGACUGCAGAAAUUGAACAGUACAUCAGCACAGGUAGAUGAUCUGAAAGCCAAACUGGCUGCGCAGGAAGUUGAGCUGAAGCAGAAAAACGAAGAUGCUGACAAGCUGAUUCAAGUAGUUGGAGUUGAAACAGAGAAAGUAAGCAAAGAAAAAGCCAUUGCAGACGGGGAAGAACAGAAGGUGGCUCUCAUUGCUGAGGAAGUUACCCGAACACAGAGAGACUGUGAGGAGGAUUUAGCAAAAGCCGAGCCUGCCCUUAUUGCUGCUCAGGAAGCCCUCAAUACUUUGAAUAAGAACAAUCUGACAGAAUUGAAGUCCUUUGGCUCACCUCCCUCAGCUGUGACAAAUGUCACCGCUGCUGUGUUGGUGCUUACAGCGCUGGGAGGCAAGGUACCCAAAGACCGCAGCUGGAAGUCGGCGAAGGUCAUGAUGGCAAAGGUAGAUGGGUUCCUUGAUUCCCUGAUCAACUUCAAUAAAGAGAACAUCCACGAGAACUGCCUCAAAGCUAUUCAGCCAUACAUGCAUGACCCGGAGUUCAACCCAGAGUUUAUUGCAUCCAAGUCUCUAGCCGCCGCUGGCCUUUGCUCCUGGGUUGUCAACAUAGUGAAAUUUUACGAAGUCUAUUGUGAUGUUGAGCCUAAGCGGCAAGCUUUAAACAAAGCCAAUGCGGAAUUAGCUGCCGCCCAGGAUAAACUGGCAAUUAUCAAAGCCAAGAUAACUCAAUUGAAUGAAAACUUAGCUAAACUAACAGCAAAAUUUGAGCAGGCAACGGCAGAUAAACUGAAAUGCCAACAAGAAGCUGAAUCGACUGAACGUACAAUUGCCCUUGCCAAUCGACUGGUUGGUGGCCUGGCCUCAGAAAAUGUACGUUGGGCUGAAGCUGUGCGUAACUUCAAGCAACAGGAGAGCACGCUGUGUGGAGAUGUGCUCCUCAUCACUGCCUUUGUUUCAUAUCUGGGCUACUUCACCAAGAAGUACAGGCAGGAUCUAAUGGAUGGAAUGUGGAAGCCUUAUCUUGGGCAACUCAAAGUUCCAAUACCGGUAACCUCUGAUUUGGAUCCCUUGACCAUGCUGACAGAUGAUGCAGAUGUUGCAACCUGGCAGAACGAAGGCCUCCCUGCUGACAGAAUGUCUACAGAGAAUGCUACCAUCUUGACCAGCUGUGAGCGCUGGCCACUUGUGAUUGAUCCCCAGUUGCAGGGUAUCAAAUGGAUCAAGAACAAGUAUGGAGAAGAUCUCCGAGUUGUGAGGAUUGGCCAGAAAGGGUACUUAGAUAUUAUGGAACAUGCUCUUGGGGCAGGUGAAGCAGUACUAAUUGAAAAUCUAGAAGAAUCAGUGGAUCCUGUGCUGGGGCCUUUAUUGAGUCGAGAAACCAUAAAAAAGGGCAGAUGCAUAAAAAUUGGAGACAAGGAAUGUGAGUACAAUUCCAGCUUCCGCCUUAUUCUUCACACUAAACUGGCAAAUCCUCACUACCAGCCUGAGAUGCAAGCCCAGUGUACUCUUAUUAACUUCACUGUUACAAGAGAUGGCUUAGAGGACCAACUUCUGGCCGCUGUGGUCAGUAUGGAGAGGCCAGACCUAGAAGAAUUGAAGUCCAACCUCACAAAACAGCAAAAUGGCUUCAAAAUCACCUUGAAAACCUUGGAGGACAAUCUGCUUUCCCGCCUUUCCUCCGCUUCUGGAAACUUCCUCGGAGACACAGCCUUGGUAGAAAACCUGGAAACUACCAAGAGGACUGCAGCUGAGAUUGAAGAGAAGGUUGAAGAGGCCAAGGUAACGGAGGUUAAGAUUAAUGAGGCGCGUGAACACUACCGACUUGCCGCAGGCCGAGCUUCUCUAUUGUACUUCAUAAUGAAUGACCUCAAUAAAAUCCAUCCCAUGUACCAAUUCUCUUUGAAGGCUUUUAGCAUUGUGUUCCAAAUGGCUGUGAAAAAGGCACCAGCUGAUGAGGUCCUCAAGCAGAGAGUGGCCAAUUUGAUCGACAGCAUCACAUUUUCUGUGUUCCAAUACACAACACGAGGACUGUUUGAGUGCGAUAAGCUGACCUAUGCAGCUCAGGUUACUUUCCAGGUUCUUCUGAUUAAUAAAGAAAUAAACCCAAAGGAGCUGGACUUCCUGCUUCGAUAUCCAGCCCUGCCAGGAGUCUCCAGCCCUGUGGAUUUCCUUUCCAACCAAUCCUGGGGCGGCAUAAAGGCACUGUCGAAUAUGGAGGAGUUUCGAAACCUUGACCGUGACAUCGAAGGCUCUGCCAAGCGAUGGAAGAAGUUUGCAGAGUCCGAAUGUCCAGAAAAAGAGAAGUUUCCACAGGAAUGGAAGAACAAGACAACAUUACAGCAGCUGUGCAUGAUGAGGGCGUUGAGGCCUGACCGAAUGACCUAUGCAGUGCGAGAUUUUGUUGAAGAAAAAUUGGGCAGCAAAUAUGUUACGAGCAGGUCAUUGGAUUUUUCGACAUCCUUUGAAGAGUCUGGGCCUGCCAUACCAAUGUUUUUUAUCCUUUCUCCUGGUGUCGAUCCACUCAAGGAUGUAGAAAGACAUGGUAAAAAGCUGGGUUUCACAUUCAAUAAUAGAAACUUCCACAAUGUCUCGCUUGGACAAGGCCAGGAGGUGGUAGCUGAACAAGCCCUCGACCUGGCUGCCAGAGAAGGCCACUGGGUUAUUCUACAGAAUAUCCAUUUGGUGGCGAAGUGGCUCAGUACUCUGGAGAAGAAAAUGGAGCAGCACAGUGAGGGUAGUCACGAGAAUUUCCACGUCUUCAUUAGUGCAGAGCCAGCCCCUUCGCCUGACAGCCAUAUCAUCCCUCAGGGUAUCUUGGAGAACUCUAUCAAGAUCACCAAUGAGCCACCAACAGGGAUGCAUGCCAACUUACACAAGUCCCUGGAUAACUUCAAUCAGGACACAUUGGAAAUGUGUGCCCGAGAGAAUGAGUUCAAGAGCAUUCUGUUUGCUCUUUGCUACUUCCAUGCAGUUGCGGCCGAGAGACGUAAGUUCGGGGCUCAGGGCUGGAACCGGUCUUACCCAUUCAACACAGGCGACCUCACCAUCUCGGUCAACGUGCUGUACAACUACCUGGAGGCAAACGCAAAGGUUCCCUAUGAUGACUUGCGCUAUCUGUUUGGUGAGAUUAUGUAUGGAGGACACAUCACAGAUGACUGGGAUAGGCGGCUAUGCAGAACAUACCUGGAGGAGUUUAUUAAACCAGAGAUGAUGGAAGGAGAAGUGCUAUUGGCAGCAGGGUUCCCUCUUCCUCCUAAUUUAGACUACAAUGGCUAUCAUCAGUACAUUGAUGACCUGCUUCCCCCUGAGUCUCCCUACCUGUAUGGUCUCCAUCCCAAUGCAGAGAUUGGGUUCCUGACACUGACCUCAGAGAAGCUCUUCCGCACUGUUCUGGAAAUGCAGCCCAGGGACAGCAGCGGUGGAGAAGGUGGAGGGACCACACGUGAAGAAAAGGUAAAGACUACUUUGGAUGAAGUAAUGGAAAAAUUACCAGAGGAAUUUAACAUCGCAGAGUUGAUGAGCAAGGCAGAGGAGCGGACUCCGUACGUCGUGGUUGCUUUUCAGGAGUGUGAGCGAAUGAACGUUCUUACCUCAGAGAUCAAGCGCUCACUUAAGGAGCUAGAUUUGGGAUUAAAGGGAGAACUGACCAUGACUAGUGACAUGGAGAAUCUGCAAAAUGCCAUCUUCUUUGAUCAAGUACCAGAUUCUUGGAGUAAACGAGCCUACCCAUCAAUGGCUGGUCUAGCUAACUGGUUUGUGGACCUCCUUAACCGCAUUAAGGAACUGGAAACCUGGACAUCCGACUUCGCCCUCCCUUCUGCAGUGUGGCUUGCCGGCUUCUUCAACCCACAGUCUUUCCUGACUGCCAUCAUGCAGUCCAUGGCCAGGAGGAACGAGUGGCCUUUAGACAAAAUGUGUCUUCAGUGUGAUGUCACCAAGAAAAACCGUGAGGAUUGCAGCGCUCUGCCCCGUGAAGGUGCCUACAUCCACGGUCUGUUCAUGGAGGGUGCACGCUGGGAUUCGCAGGGUGGAAUUAUCGCUGACGCUCGUUUAAAGGAACUGACCCCGACCAUGCCAGUCAUUUUCCUCAAAGCUAUCCCUGUGGACAAGCAGGAUACCCGCAGCAUGUACCCCUGCCCGGUUUACAAAACACACCUCCGAGGCCCAACCUACGUCUGGACAUUCAAUCUGAAGACCAAGGAGAAACCUUCCAAAUGGGUGCUGGCUGGAGUCUCACUACUUCUGCAAAUUUAAGUAAUAGAGUUUGCACAUUCUAUACUACAUAGCAGGAAAGACCACUUAGUAAUGUCACUCCAAUUUAGAUCUCUCAAUUUAGUAUAAAAAAUUUAUAGACAUUUUUUAGAAAUGUAAAAAAAAUGACUCAACAGUGAAGGGUUCUGUGAAUAUUCAGAAUAAAGUUUGCACUUUAUUUGUGAUUUCUCAAUUUGAAUCACAUGCAAAUAUAAUUUGAGGCUAUAUCUUGUUAUAUGACAUAUAAAUGUCUUUGUUCCUUCAAUAAAGGGCUUUUUCCAAUC